AUGCACAAUGUAUGUAUCGUUCAGGCAUCUUCACCACUAAUUAUGAAACUAAAGUCAUUUGAAAAUCGCGAACUUCAGCCUAACGAGAAUGAUGUUGAUGUCGAUUUUUUUUCUCAGUUGCUGAUUUUCUAUAUGAUCAAGGAAGAUUGGACCAAAGCUCGUCAAUGUCGCCUUCGUGCUGAAGCGUCGGUAACGAAUGCCAAAAUGAAUACUCUCCUUCUUAUUUGCCGUCAUCUGGAAGAGUGCAAUACUGGAGCUGCGCUUCACCUAAUAAAAAAUGCGAGUUUUGAUUGCCCAAUAAAGGAUCUUAUUAUGGAAUUAGAGAAAGGAAUCAUGUUAUCCAUAUUGCGAAUGGUUGAACAUGUGUAUCUCAAUAUCGAAGCAGUAAAGCUGGCGGAAAUGUUCGAUGCUGAGUCGAACGAUGAACUGCAAAAAAUACUUGAUGAAGUUGGCUGGGUGCAAGAAGAUGGUUACGUCAUUCCAAAAAUGACUUCUGAAUUGAAGACUAAACUCAGUGAAUUGGAUCCUUUACAUCAAGGACGAGUCUCACCAACAUUCAGCAGUGUAAAUAAAAAAAAGGUGAAGGAACCAGUUGACAUCAAUAAGCUUGUUGAAUACGCCACGUUCCUUGAAGUUGACACAUAA
Molecule: messenger RNA, 645 nt
Organism: Thelazia callipaeda (thelaziosis nematode)
Lineage: Eukaryota; Metazoa; Nematoda; Chromadorea; Rhabditida; Thelaziidae
Source: the annotation of a GenBank genome assembly